AUGCCGCCGCGGCGCUCGGCCCGCAUCCAGAGCGCUUCGUCCAGCUCCGGCUCCUCGGCGGGACCCGGCACCGGCUCCAGCCCAGCGGGGACACAGUCCGAGCCCCGGAGCGGUUCCCCGGCUCCGGAUAGCCUGGACCCGAGCAGCGGGGACGCCGACUCCGGCAGCGACUUCGAGGACACGCUGCGGAAGCACGGCAAGCGGGGGGCCCGCGCGGUGCUCGGCCGCGCGCUGGUCCCCAAGCGUCCCCGGAGGGAGCCCAGCACGGAUGGGAGCAGCCCGGCCGCGAAAAACCCGGAGCAGAACAACCUCUUUGAGGCUGUGAGGUCGGCCAAGACCGCCACGGAGACGCUGGUGGACGACUGGCUGGAGACCUACAAGCGGGACCGGGAGACGGGGUUCCUGGAGCUCGUCAACUUUGUCAUCCGCUCCUGCGGCUGCAGAGGCGUGGUGACCCUGGAGAUGUUCAGGAACCUGCAGAACUCGGAGAUCAUCCAGCAGCUGACGGAGAAGUUCGACGAGGAUUCGGCCGAGUACCCGCUGUCGCUGAGCACCCGGUCGUGGCGCCGGUUCCGGGCGGGUUUCUGCGAGCUGGUGGCCGUGCUGGUGCAGCGGUGCCAGUACAGCAUCAUCUACGACGAGUUCCUCAUGGACGCCCUCAUCUCCCUGCUCACCGGCCUCUCCGACUCCCAGGUGCGGGCUUUCCGCCACACCAGCACCCUGGCAGCCAUGAAGCUGAUGACGGCCCUCGUGAACGUGGCGCUGAGCGUGAGCUUGCACAAGGAGAACAACCAGCGGCAGUACGAGGCCGAGCGCAGCAAGGGCCCGGGGCGCCGGGCCACCGAAAAGCUGGAGGCGCUGCUGGAAAAACGCCGGGAGCUCCAGGAGCAGCUAGAGGAGAUCGAGAACAUGAUGAACGCCGUCUUCAAGGGCGUCUUCGUGCACCGCUACAGAGACGUGGUCCCCGAGAUCCGAGCCAUCUGCAUGGAGGAGCUGGGCAAGUGGAUGAGGAGCUACGCGGCCUCCUUCCUCACCGACAGCUACCUCAAGUACAUCGGCUGGACCCUGCACGACAAGCAGCGCGAAGUGCGUCUCCAGUGCGUGAAGGCCCUGCAGGGCCUCUACUGCAGCCGGGACGCGGCCGCCCACCUCGAACUCUUCACCAACCGCUUCAAGACCCGUAUGGUGUCCAUGGUCCUUGACAAGGAGCCCGACGUGGCCGUGGAGGUCGUGAAGCUGCUGACGCUGAUCCUGCAGAACGCGGAGGAGGCGCUGACGGAGGACGACUGCAGCGGCGUCUACCCCUUGGUCUACGUCUCCAACCGGGCCCUGGCCGCCGCCGCCGGGCGCUUCCUCUACGGCAGGGUGCUGGACCCCCGGCGGGAGGCAGCGGAGGAACCGUCUCGCGACGGCGAGAACAAGAUCUUCUUCAGGCUGCUGCUGGACUUCUUCAUCGAGAGCGAGCUCCACGAGCACGCGGCCUACUUGGUGGACAGCCUGUGGGACUGCGCCGGGCCCCGCCUGAGGGACUGGGAGACCAUGAGCUCGCUGCUGCUGGAGAAGACCCCUGCCGAGGGCCUGGCCGACGAGCACGAGAAGGCACUGGUGGAGAUCCUGGUGGCCAGCGCGCGCCAGGCCACCGAGGGGCUGCCCCCGGCGGGCCGCGGCCCGGGCAAGAAGGUAACGGGGACCUCAGCCCGGGAGCGCAAGGCGCAGGCGGACGAGAGGACGCGGCUCACCCACUGCCUCAUCCCGGCUCUGCCCCAGCUGCUGGCGAAGUUCUCAGCCGACGCGGAGAAAGCGGCUCCGCUCCUGGAGAUCCUGCAGUAUUUCGACCUUGGCAUCUACUGCACGGGGCGGCUGGAGAAGCACCUGGAGCUGGUGCUGGGGCAGCUGCAGGAGGUGGUGGAGAAGCACUCGGGGCAGGCGGUGCUGGAGGCGGCGGCGCGGGCGCUCUACGCCCUCUGCAACCCCGAGCUCGCCCUGCACGGCCGCGGGGACCUCGUGCGCAGCCGCCUCGCCGACCAGCUGGUCGACAAGUUCCACCAGGAGGUCACCGAGCUGCUCCAGGCCUCGUCCCUGGACGACGAGGAGGUGUACAGCAUGGCGGCCACGCUGAAGCGCAUCUCCGUCCUGUUCAACGCCCACGACCUGACGCCCUGGCAGCUCUUCGAGCCCUGCGCCCAGCUGCUGCAGCGCGCCGUGGACACGGGCGAGGUGCCGCCGCAGGUCCUCGUCCCCGCCGUGGCCUGCGUCCACUUCCACAUCCUCUGGGAGCUCUCGCGCUUGCCCGGCGAUGCACCGCCGCAGGGCCAGCUGCGAAGCCUGAAGAGCAAAGUCACCUCCUUCUGCUCGCUGUGCCAGAGCUGCCUGUCCGACGUGGACCCCGGCGUCCGGGAGCAGGCCUUCGUGGUGCUCAGCGACCUGCUGCUGGUGUUCGGCCCCCAGCUGACGCGGGACGGGCGGGAGGCGCUGGAACCGCUGGCGGUGCUGCCCGACGCCGGCCUGCAGUCGCAGCUCGCUGGCUUCCUCAUGGACCACGUCUUCAACCACGUCUUCAGCCACGAGGAACUCGCCUCCGGAGAGCCCGAGGACAGCGAGAGCCACAUCGAGGGGCUGCACCGGCGCCGGGUGCUGCUGGCCGGCUUCUGCAAGCUCAUCAUCUACAACGUGCUGGAGCUCAGCGCCGCCUCCGACGUCUUCAAGCACUACGCCAAGUUCUACGGCGACUACGGGGACAUCAUCAAAGAGACGCUGAACUGCACCCGCCAGAUCAACCGGCAGGAGUGGGCUCGCACCCUGCUGCUCAGCUUGCAGCAGCUGAUGACGGAGCUGCUGCUGCAGCAGGGCCCCGAGAUCCGGGCGGCCGCAGCCUUCCUGGAGAUCCGGGACCUGGCGCGACGCUUCUCCCUCCUCUUCAGCCUCCACCAGCUCCGCAACCGCCUGGCGCUGCUCAGCGUGCACAAGGAAGGGAUCCAGUUCGCUUUCCAGGAGCCGCCGGGCCCCGGGCCGGAGCCGCAGCCUCUCAACCUGCCCUUCCUGGAGGUGCUGAGCGAGUUCUCGCCCCGGCUGCUGCAGCCCGACAAGGCGCUGAUCUUGGCCUACCUGGACAAGAUGUGCCGGGAGCAACGGUGGCCAGCAGCGGCGGCGGACGACCCGUGGCCCUCGCUGGAGGUGUAUCGCAGCUCCCUGCAGCCGCAGGACGACGCGAGCUCCGUCUCGGCCCCGCGCCAGCCGCCCGGCUCCGCCGCCAAGAGACGCCGCUUGGAUGCGUCCUCGGAGCGCACCGACUCCAGCCUCCAGCUGAGCAGCCGCCUCGCCAGCCCGGCCCUGACGUCCACGGCGCUGCGGGGCAGCCACCAGGCGCCGCGACCCCGGCCGCCGCGACGGGACCGCGGCUCCGACUCGGAUUCGGCUCGGAGGCGCCAGCCCCCGCUCGGCGUCGGGCCCCGGCUUCCCGGCUUCUUCUCCCGGAGCAGCUCCGUGUCCCGUCAGGGCAGUAGGACGGAUCGGCUCAGCCUCAUGGAGGAAGAGGAGGCGACGGAGGAAGAGGAGGCGAUGAUCGAGGAGGAGAGCAGCGAAGAGGAGGCUCCGCAGCCGCGCAGGGCUCUGCACCCCCAGCAGCUCCGCCAGCAGCAGCAGCAGCUCCGCGACCUCUUCGACUCCACCAUCCUGGGCAUCGAGGACGCGUGAGGCGGCCGGAGCGCAGAGCCCUGACAGUUUGUUGCCUG
Messenger RNA from Rhea pennata, 3731 nucleotides. RefSeq names its product STAG3 cohesin complex component (gene STAG3). The transcript is spliced from 33 exons. Gene Ontology annotation, cellular component: nucleus; cohesin complex; chromatin. The record is from RefSeq and is a predicted model, not a curated record. Lineage: Eukaryota; Metazoa; Chordata; Aves; Rheiformes; Rheidae. The coding region runs from base 1 to 3693 and encodes 1230 amino acids. Gene Ontology annotation, biological process: sister chromatid cohesion. Gene Ontology annotation, molecular function: chromatin binding.